AAUCCAAACAGUUUUACCCACACCUCGGACGAGUAUGGAAACGCAAAACCUGUGGCUGAACAUUUUGGGCCUAUGCCUGCUGGCCGGUUGGUCAUCUGCGGCCUAUUUGCCUUUACCUCGCUUGGAUGGUCGCAUUGUGGGCGGUCAUGAGGUGGACAUCCAGGAUGUACCCUUCCAGGUCUCAUUGCAGGGAAGUUUCCAUUUCUGUGGAGGGUCCUUGAUUGCCAAACGUUUUGUCCUCACUGCCGCCCAUUGCACGGCUGGCCACUCUGCCGUGAAUCCUGGAUUUAAAGUACGCCUUGGCUCUUCAUAUUCCGCCAAGGAUGGCAUCCUGCUGAAACCUUUGAGAAUACAUCAGCACAAGAAAUACAAUCCCAUGAACAUCGAUUAUGAUUUCUCCAUAUUGGAAUUGGAGGAUUAUGAGCUGUUCUCUUUGCCCUUUGAAGUGGAAUUUGCCAAGCUGCCCAGCCGUGAUGCGGAGUUGCCAGAUGGUACCUUGGUCACGGUAUCCGGUUGGGGUAAUACCCAAAAUUCCUCGGAAUCGAAUCAUGUGUUGAGAGCCACAAAUGUACCCACCGUCAAUCAGGAUGAAUGUGCCUUGGCCUAUCGUGGAUUUGGUGAUAUUACCGAACGUAUGCUGUGUGCUGGCUUCACUGAGGGCGGCAAAGAUGCCUGCCAGGGUGAUUCGGGUGGUCCUUUGUUCCAUAAGGACACUUUGGUUGGUGUUGUCUCCUGGGGUUAUGGCUGUGCUCGUCCCAAUUAUCCAGGUGUUUAUUCGCGGGUGACUUCUGUGUUGCCAUGGAUUGCUGAGAAAACUGGUUUGGAGGUGUAAAUGAAGGAGGAAUGGAAUUCGGAAUGUUAUGGAAUUUGAAUAAAAUGAUAUGAUUGAGAACAUUUAAAGAAAA
Molecule: messenger RNA, 905 nt
Organism: Musca domestica (house fly)
Lineage: Eukaryota; Metazoa; Arthropoda; Insecta; Diptera; Muscidae
Product: trypsin 5G1-like
Exons: 1
Coding region: 35-832 (265 amino acids)
Biological process (GO): proteolysis
Molecular function (GO): serine-type endopeptidase activity
Source: RefSeq, a predicted model, not a curated record